Argiope bruennichi is the source of this 2002-nucleotide messenger RNA. RefSeq names its product NAD-dependent protein deacylase sirtuin-6-like (gene Sirt6). NCBI's taxonomy places the organism in Eukaryota, Metazoa, Arthropoda, Arachnida, Araneae, Araneidae. The coding region runs from base 291 to 1340 and encodes 349 amino acids. The transcript has 6 exons. Gene Ontology annotation, molecular function: NAD+ binding. The record is from RefSeq and is a predicted model, not a curated record.
CGAAUCACAUGUGAUAUGAUGGAGCUAACCGCGAUAAGAAAAGUAAUAAAUUAUUAAUGAUGCCGUCACAAAACAAAACUAUUGAGUGCUAUGUUUGUAAACAAUAGUAAUAUCAAAUUACUAUUGGGGAAAUAGUUAAGGCAUUCAUACUAGCUUUUUUUUUAUUUUGUAAUCUAGUCAAAGUAGUUUAAUUUUGUUUGGGGAAAACCAGCUAAACUCAUCGAAGUUUUGUUUCUGAAUAAUCAUUUUUAAUUUAUUAUCAGCAUUUAUUAAUUUUGAGGAUUUCAAGCAUGUCGUGUACUUAUGCGGACGGUUUGUCUAAAUACGAAGAUAAAGGAGUAUGUGGAUUAAAAGAGAUCCAUGAUGAUCCAUCAACCUUAGAUGAAAAAAUUGAGAAAUUGGCACAAAUGAUAAAGGAUGCUAAGCAUGUGGUAGUACACACUGGAGCUGGCAUAAGUACAUCAGCUGGUAUUCCUGAUUUUAGAGGUCCCAAAGGUGUUUGGACUUUAGAAAAAGAAGGUUUAAAGCCAAUUAUUAGCCUUUCAUUUAAUGAUGUACAACCUACCGUGACCCAUAUGGCAUUGAUUGCUUUGUUAAACAGAGGAUUAAUACAUUUCUUAGUGAGCCAAAAUGUUGAUGGUUUACAUCUGCGAUCUGGUUUUCCACCAGAUAAAUUAGCUGAACUACAUGGCAAUAUGUUUUUAGACAAAUGUAACCAUUGUGAAAGGUUAUUUAUAAGAAAUGAAGCAACAACUACUGUUGGUCAGAAGUAUACAGGGCAUUAUUGCCCAGUACCUAAGCCAAAUGGAAGACGCUGUAGAGGGAAACUCUAUGAUACAAUAUUAGACUGGGAAGAUGAAUUACCUUUUAGAGAUCUAGAUUUAGCUGAGCUCAACUGUCGCAAAGCUGAUUUGAGCAUAUGUUUAGGAACAACCCUUCAAAUAAUACCCAGUGGUAACCUUCCUAUGUUAACUAAGAAAUCUGGUGGAAAACUUGUAAUAUGCAACUUGCAACCAACAAAACAUGAUAAAAGUGCAGAUUUGAUAAUUCAUGGUUACAUAGAUGAUAUAAUGAUCAAAUUGGCCAAAAUUUUAGAUGUGGAAAUACCAGAAUAUAAAGUUUCUAUGGAUGAAACUAAAAAUUUUAGAGAAAAUCCCAAAGAAUAUAUCCAAGAUUUAUGCACAGAAGAAGUUUCUUUGAAAAGGAAGAGUGAUAUGUUGUUAAACAAUGAUGAAGUAAAAUGUGCUAAAACCAAAGGCAAUGGAUUGCACAUUAAAAGUGAAAAAGAAGUAAAAGAUGAAGAGCAACCCGAAAAGGAUUCAAGUGAAAUUGACACCUGAUAAUUUUUUUUCACAAAGAGAGGAUUUGAUAAAAACAUGAAAUAUUAUCAACUUAAAUGUAAAGACAUUUUACAUUCAUUGCACAGGAGUGAAUUCUCUGAGAGAAUAUUAUGAGAAAUUAAAUUUUUAUUGCAUAUGUACAGUUAUAGUGAAAAUAUAUAGAUAUAUUACUAUUUACAGAGUCUUUUAAACUUUUAUGCAUAUCUAGAAAAACAGUGCAUCAUGUCUUUCAUUAAAAUGCAUUACAUAAGUGUCACUCGAGGUGCUGGUAUGAAUGAACGUGCAAGGGGUUUAGCUGAACACUUUGGUGCUGGAAGGAAGCCUGGUGGUCUUGUUGAAAUUCCAGUUGAUCUUAGAGUGGGCAUUUUAUUAUUCUUGCUUGUCUUGGCUUUACUGUUUGAUGGUGCAGAGCUGAAAAUCGAAUAAAUCAUAAUAUCAAUUUUAAAUGUGCCAUGGAGGUGUUGAAGUAGAUAAUAAGACUAUUUUAUUUAAUCUUUUUUAAACAAUUAUCAAUGAUUACAGAAGAAAUUUUUUAUGCUGAUAUUGAAUAGUAUAAUUCUUGCAAUUGUUUUUUUACUCAUUAAGUCAUUUAAUGUUAGUCAGCUUUCAGGUUUUGUAUUUAUGCUGGAAAAUAUAUUAAAAUAUUAUUCUUAGAAGAAAAA